Molecule: messenger RNA, 673 nt
Organism: Vigna angularis (adzuki bean)
Lineage: Eukaryota; Viridiplantae; Streptophyta; Magnoliopsida; Fabales; Fabaceae
Product: non-specific lipid transfer protein GPI-anchored 16
Exons: 4
Coding region: 6-638 (210 amino acids)
Source: RefSeq, a predicted model, not a curated record
UAUUGAUGCUCUCAUCCCUCAUGGCUUUUCAAAUAGGAGUGAUUCUGACAGCUCUCAUAGUGGGUUCAGUAAAUUCGGUUACUGGACAAGUUAGCAGUUCUUGCACAACCUCUAUGAUGAACAGUAUCACACCAUGCGCCAACAUCAUCACAGGAAGCACUAAUAAUAAUGGUUUAAAGCCACCAAGUACGUGUUGUGAUUCACUGAGGUCUUUGAUGAACACCAACACCAACUGUGCUUGCUUUCUGCUCUCUGCCAAUGCUCCAUUUUUCCAACUACCCCUCACCCUUGCCCUCUCAUUUUCACAAGCAUGCAACAUCAAUGGACUUCCUUUGCAGUGCAAAGCUUCUGCUUCUCCUUUACCAGCUCCAGGUCCUGCAGUUCUUGGAUCGAACGCUCCAACCCUAUCACCCUUAAGCCCACAAGCAGAUUCAAAAAUGGUUGAAGAAGAGAAAUAUCAGAAAGUUCAAUUGGCGGCGGCGUCAGUUCCGGCGGAAGCAGGAGCACCCAGUAGAAGUAGAAUUCCACAGAUCAGACCAGUGUUGACUCCACUUCCUUCGCCAUCUCGUUCAUCUUUUCUCUCAUCACCACCUUAUGAUUUUCUCGUAGGAAUCGUGCUUUUGUGCCUCUAUUCCUAAUUUUUAUUGUACAAUGAAUAACACCAAAACCCUAA